Molecule: messenger RNA, 789 nt
Organism: Australozyma saopauloensis
Lineage: Eukaryota; Fungi; Ascomycota; Pichiomycetes; Serinales; Metschnikowiaceae
Gene: EMP24
Product: Emp24p
Exons: 1
Coding region: 1-789 (262 amino acids)
Biological process (GO): endoplasmic reticulum to Golgi vesicle-mediated transport; Golgi organization; intracellular protein transport
Cellular component (GO): COPII-coated ER to Golgi transport vesicle; Golgi apparatus; endoplasmic reticulum-Golgi intermediate compartment
Source: RefSeq, a predicted model, not a curated record
AUGACCAGGCAGAAAUUGAAAAGGAACAAAUUUCAAAUCAAAUAUAUCAUUUCAUUUCUCUCGCCUAUAAAUACCCCACUAUUUCCCGAUCCUUUCCAACAUUAUUUUUCCUUCCACGUCCAAUGUCGUGCAGACACCAGGCCAUAUGAGACACGACUUGUUCGUCUCACUAUCCAUACCAACAACCAAACCAUGAAUUUCAACUUGUUCUGGCUCUUCGUGUUUGCUAUUGCUAACGCCCACACGGUGUUGUUGGCUCCAUACGGAAAGCAAUGUUUCUACGAAAACUUGAAACAGAACGACGUGUUGUCCAUCACUUUCCAAGUCGGAUCCAGAGACCCAAACAACGCUGAACAAUUGACCGUUGACUUCCUCAUCAUCGACCCCCGUCACCGUGUCGACCGUUCCUUGCACAACGUUGACCACGGUGACGAGACUAUCAAGGCUACUGUUGAGGGUAAGUACCAGUACUGUUUCUCCAACGAGAAGUCUAGCAGAGCUGACUUGGACGUGUCUUUCAACGUUCAUGGUGUGAUUUACUUUGAUGCCGCUGACCCCAACUCGGACUCUUUGGAUUACUCGAUCCUGAGGUUGAGACAGUUGACAGAUGAUGUCAAAGCCGAGCAGAACUAUUUGGUGAUCAGAGAGAGAACACACAGAAACACGGCAGAGUCCACCAACUCGCGUGUCAAGUGGUGGUCGCUCUUCCAGAUUGUUAUGGUUGCAUUGAACUGUUUGUUCCAGAUCUACUACUUGAGACGUUUCUUCGAGGUGCGUUCUGUGGUCUAA